AAUACGUUCUCUGUACGACAACAAAUAUUUGACGUUUAGUGUCAGCGGAUAAGAAAAAUACAGAUUGGCUAAAUAAUUAAAUUUCUUUUAUUAAUUCAACUAGUCCAAUAACAAUGAUACAUCAUAGGAUAUAAAAUAAUACGUUUUGUCUUUCUAAGUGAAAAGUUUAAGCCAAAACAAAUAACUUAUUGUUGUGCUACAUAAAAACAAAAGUAAUCAGUGCUAGUGAAAGUAUUGUAGGGGCGUAGGUGCAUGUGUGUGUUUGCUGGAAGUGGCACUUUGAACAAGAGAAAAGUGCCAAAGCAUUCCUUUUGUGAACUUUCCACAUAAUUAAACUAUUUUGGCAGCGAACAGUUAAAAUCCAUACACUGUUUUAGCAUAAUAUUAUCGUCCUCAUUAUUGUCCUUACCCCUUUACAAAUGUUUUCCGUUGCACAGCGUUCACAAAUAAAAAACGGAUAAAUGCGUGCAAAUGUUAGUUUGAUGUUGUCGCAUGGAGUUAGUGAACCGAUCAUGUCGCGUCCGGAUUACGAACAAAAUGCGCUACAUCACGGUUGCUUAUCGGUGCUAUUGCGUGGUGUAGGGCCAUCGAAGCCACGUUCGCUGCAGAAGGCGUUUGAUAAGGUGCGCCGCGUCAGCAAUGUAAAAAUAAAUGACUCAACAGGUAUUACACGUGAUAUUUGGGUGCGCUACAUACAUGAUCAUCCUGUGGAAAACAAUGAUUGGGGCGAUUUUCAAACACAUCGACGCUUGCUGGGCCUAAUCACUAUUGGCAAAUUUGAAAAUCAAACCGAAUUAAAUGAGCUUUGUAGACAACAUGAAUCGCUUAAAGUGCGCUACAGUGGUACACUAUAUGACUCACGUGCAAUAUUUUUCGGUCCAUCACCAACACAAGCGCCUGAAAACAUAAAUUCGGCCGGUGGUGAUCAACAAUUCAGGGAGACAAGCAACUCCACCGUUCACGAUAGUGUUAAUCUGAAUUCUAAUAGCGUAACAAAUCAUUGUGCACGUCUGGAGGAUGAAUAUACCACACCAUCCAAUUUUAAGGCGCAAGCAUUUUUCUAUCGCGAACAAGAUUCUUGCAGUGAUUUAGAAUCACACAUAGCCGAGUUCAUACAUGCGCUUUUCUGGGUGUUGGAAUCAAAGCGUUUGGAUAGAUCGCGCGAAAAGGUGGAGAAAGUAAGUUUACUGUCUGCACCUUUCGAGAAACGCAGCUUUGUUGGGCUGGACAUGGACUCACGCAGCAAUCGUAAACGCUGUGUGGGACGUGUCACCAAGAAUUUGGCGGACUUAUCGCUACAAGCGGGACUCGUGGUCGAUGCGCUCGGCUUAUACCACAGCGCUUGCGAAACUUUGCGUGCCAUAGGCGAUUUAUUGUGGGUGGGCGCUUCGGAAGAAGGUUUGUGUUCAGCGUCAGCAAUACUUUUAUAUCCACAUUUGCGUGAGAGCGAAACGUUACAUCGAAACACGUCCUUGCAGGAUGGUCCUUCACCUUUGCGCAACACACCGGAAAAAUGGCGUGCCAGCGAUGCAACGGUCAAAGUGCACGCUCCAGAGCACCAGCACAAUUCGCACACAGACGCUCAAGCCAAUACACCCACUGUGCUCUUGACCUCAGCAUCAUCGUCUUGCUCUUCAGUUUCUUCCCUUUUAACAAAUUCUUCAACUUCCGGCACGCCGUCAUCGUCUUCGUCUACAUCCACUAUUUCUGCGGCGCAACAUGGUGCGCGUGCCAGCGAGUUGCCCAGCAACAUACUGAAACCCGAAGAACUUAACGGCUACUACAGGCGUGCAAUUAUAAAUUAUAGCAAAUAUGGACCGGCCGCUGUUAUUGAGACUGAGGCGGCGUUGAAAGCGGCGCGCAUUUCAAUUGAACAAAAUCGGCCAUUAGACGUUGCUAUGUUUCUGCAAAAUAUACUCUAUUUGAAUGUGAACAUGAGCGAACCGGAGCGUGUGAAACGUUUCGAAGUGAUCACCGAUUUGUACCACCAGAUCGGUUAUCGACGCAAAGCGGCCUUCUUUCAACGCCUAGCAGCGCUCAAAUAUGUACAACAAGGUAAUCCCAAUCCCGAUUGGUCGCAGACCUACCGGCUGAUGUUGGACAGCUUUUCCGGUUAUUUACUUUCGCUCGACCCCAUGGAGGUGAUCGACAAUGCGGCCGGUUGGCCAGCGCUACAAAUCGAUUUGCUGCAAGGUGUAAUUGCCGCGGCACGUCGUCUGGGUCAGUCGGCGUUAGCGACACGUCACAUGACCUUCCUACUGCAGACACAGUGGGCGCAUAUGACACCAACGGAGCAGAGUGAAAUGUCUGUACAAUUGCAGAAUUUAAGUGCGCAAUGUGAGGGUUCACCUGUGCCGUUGGUGCUGGAAAACGGCACUGUCAUACCACCAGCCAAUCUAACGGAUUUACCCUAUUGCAUGGAUCUGGUUGUGCGCGAUUUGCCGGCACAUCUGCGGCCGCAGCGUAUAAAAAUCGUGAAAGCCGAUAGUGGACCCUUCCUAUUCACACCCAUACAUCUGAAUUCGAUGGAUAGACGUGAAAAGAAGAAGGAAAAGAAUAAAAUUGCCUUUCUCUGGGUACAAAACAAUCUAAGCGAGGUGACACUACGCCUGCGCAAUCCAUUACCAUUCGAGUUGACUGUCAGCGACAUGCGACUGCUCACCAAUGGCAUCGUUUUUGAAUCGCUGCCACAAACGGUAAUUUUGCAACCACAUGUACCGACCACGGUGACACUACACGGCACACCCAUUGAGGUGGGUCAGCUGGAGGUGCAAGGCUACAGCACACACGCACUGGGUGUCAAGUCCAAUUGUCGUUUGAAAAACAUGCGUGGACGCAAAUUUCCACCCAAUUAUCUAGUGGAUGUGAUACCGGCGUUGCCGCGCAUUUCCGUUAAGACCUCAUUACCACAAACGGCCACUUUCAGUCAGCUGGCAAGUUCCGACAUUGUUAUCACAUCCGCCAGUUUAACUUUGUACAACGGUGAGUCGUCAACGUGCGUAGUAACCAUCACAAAUGACAGCGCGCUCGCCGUGGAACAUCUGGAGAUCAGCAUCAAUUCGAAUGUGGAACAGGAGGUGCAGAAGAAAAUAUUCACAAUCGAUGAAAAGGACUUGCAAUCAAAACUUCCCAUACAACCCAAUAGCUCAAUCGAUUUUACGGUGCACAUUUAUGGCGAAGCUGACUUCGUCUGUCCCCUAGUAAGUCAACGCGCUGCUUCCGUGCAUUCGAGCAGCACAGUGACGGCGGCAUUACAAGCAGAUUAUGCGGGCGCCACAAUGGGUGCUGGCCCCUAUUCAUUGCAGUACUCGACACUUUCAUCGUCCGGACACGCGAGCCUGCCGUCGCGUGUUAGUUCGCCCAAUCAACAGCAAACAUCGUAUAAUCGACGCAAUGAUCCGAAUAAUCUGAGUUUUCGUUCGUCCACGUCGGGCGGCACGCCCUCAUUGGCGGCGCUCAGUUUGCCGCCCGCUGGCGCGCAGGGCAGCAGUCAGGGCUAUGGACAACAUGUAGAGGCGCAGUUUCGUGUGAAGUAUUCCGGUGGUGAGGCCAUGGAACAGGGUUAUUGUCGCCAGUGUGCAAUUUCAUUCAAUAUUGAGUUGUUGCCGAGCGCGCAAAUAACCAGCUGGGAUGUGCUGCCGGCGGAAAUUCCUUCACAAUUUUAUUUGGUGCUGGAUGUGUCCAAUUUGACCGCCCAGGAAAUGUCGCUCAAUUACACCAACAACAAGAGUAUACUGAUCGAAGCCAAAGAGAGUUGUCGUGUGCCAAUACCAGUCGAUCGCUGUUCGUUGGAGCAAGUAGUGGCCGCACGUGAAGCGGAAUAUGCGGAGAAUAUGGAGAAGGACCUUUGCUAUCGCACACAACUGCUCUCAUUCAGCGACAGUAUUAGUAAAUUAUGCUCCGAGCAUAUAGCAGAACGUGUGAAAAUCAGUUGGUUGCUCACCGGUACCGAUAUACAGGGUAUAGCCUCAUUGCAUGGCAUCGUGCUGACAGCCGCCAUGAUCGAUUUGACAACCGUAUCGCCGCUGCAAUGGACGGUGUCCUUCCAAAAUACACCCGUUCAACCGCAAUCGGAAAUUGUCUGCGCUGCCGGUCAAAGCGCCAUAUUGAAUGUGAGCGUAAGCAAUCAGUCGGCGCAACCGUUACGCAAUCUUGUGCUCACCAUUAAAUUCUAUCAGGAUUACUUGAAUGGCAUGGAGAAUUACAAUUUAGAUACACGCGUUGCCAUAUCCGGGCCGAGUAGAGUUUCAAUACCGCUUCUACAGAAACACGCACAAAUUCAACACGAAUGUACCGCAAUCUUUUUCACACCUGGUCGCUUCAAGGCCAGCAUACAAUGCUGUUCCAAGCCACAGGCUGCAACGCAAACGGCACGUGCCUCAGUGUUGGACGGCAAAAUGCCCGCUGUACAAGUGAACGACAUUGUUGGCAGCGCCGCUAGCUAUCAUGAGCAGCAGGAGCACAUAUGGAAGUUUAUACCGCCUAUUGAAGUUACCGUUAUCGAGCAAUAAUGCAAUAUGCGCAUAGUUAAUAGUAUUUAUAGGUAAAAAGUAUGCAACGGUUGUGCUCAACGCGUUGUUUGUUUGUUAGCUUUACGCGACGCGCUGGCAAAGACAAAAAAGUCCAAAAAGCUUACGCAAAACCACGUUGAAAUAUACAUACACAUACAUACAUACAUAUAACAUAAUUUGAAUGCGCUGUUCGAAAAGCGCAGCUUUAAAAUCAGCGUAUUGUUUAUAUAUAUAUAUAACUAUAAAUACAGAUAUAUAUAUUUUUUUUCUUAUAACAGUCGUGUGUGUAUUUAGUGUGCUCAUUCUAAUACGUUUAGCCAAUUGAAAUAAGCGAGCUAUGCCUUUAGCAAGGACAUAAGACGGAUGCGUGUAGUAAGAAUUGCCUAUUUACAUAUUUAAAACAAAAAGAAUAAAUAAUUAAGUUUGGCUUAUUUGCUGCACAGGUUAGUAUAACUAAUAAUACGGCUACUCUUUGCUUGUUUUGUUUUGUUAUUAGUAUGCGCUUUAUGUAAAAGUUUAUUUAGUUGUUUGUUAUUAAUAUAAAUACUUAAUGAAAUUACUGACUUAAGCUGUAAAAUUGAAUUGCAUUAUGUUUGUGAAGCGCGUCAAUUACUUGUCCAGCAGUCGUUUAGCUCGUAACACGUAAAACGAGUAACAAUAAACAAUAUUAAUUGUAAACAAAUGCUUUGUAUAUAUCAAAAAAACAAAAAAUACACAAAUCUGUAUAACACUA
This is a messenger RNA of Zeugodacus cucurbitae (melon fly), 5244 nucleotides long. RefSeq names its product protein brunelleschi (gene brun). The record is from RefSeq and is a predicted model, not a curated record. The transcript has 9 exons. NCBI's taxonomy places the organism in Eukaryota, Metazoa, Arthropoda, Insecta, Diptera, Tephritidae. Gene Ontology annotation, cellular component: trans-Golgi network. The coding region runs from base 462 to 4511 and encodes 1349 amino acids.